Cydia amplana is the source of this 999-nucleotide messenger RNA. Its product is annotated as acyl-CoA Delta(11) desaturase-like. The record is from RefSeq and is a predicted model, not a curated record. Gene Ontology annotation, cellular component: endoplasmic reticulum membrane. NCBI's taxonomy places the organism in Eukaryota, Metazoa, Arthropoda, Insecta, Lepidoptera, Tortricidae. Gene Ontology annotation, molecular function: stearoyl-CoA 9-desaturase activity; iron ion binding. The transcript has 4 exons. Bases 1 to 999 code for a protein of 332 amino acids. Gene Ontology annotation, biological process: unsaturated fatty acid biosynthetic process.
AUGGAGCCGAAUACCAGAGCAGAUCAUGAGGUCAGCUUCGAAGACAAGCUACUCCCGCAGGCUGGCCCGCGAGUGUAUCGCGUGGUGUACUCCAACAUCCUCAUAUUUGGUUACUGGCACCUUGGCGGACUUUACGGACUCUACCUGUGCUUCACGACUGUCAAAUGGGCAACAAUUUUAUUCAAUGCUAUUCUCCACGUGGCAGCUGUGUGGGGAGUAACGGCGGGCGCGCAUCGGCUCUGGUCACAUGGCUCAUACAAGGCAAAGCGGCCGCUACAGAUUAUACUCAUGCUGUCACACAGCUUAGCCUCUCAGAAUACGAUUAUUCAUUGGGCUCGAGACCAUAGGUUACACCACAAGUACAGUGACACAGAUGCCGACCCACAUAACGCUACUAGAGGAUUCUUCUACUCACAUAUCGGCUGGUUAUUAGUGAAAAAACAUCCGGAGGCGAUUAAGAAGGGAAAGACGUUAGAUGUUUCGGAUCUUUAUGACAAUCCAAUUUUGCAGUUUCAGGAGAAAUAUUACCUGUACCUAACCACUUUACUAACGUUUAUACUGCCGGCCCUCAUUCCAGUAUACUAUUGGGGAGAAACCUUAAACAAUGCGCAUCAUACUUCUAUUCUCCGUCUUAUGAUUGGCUUCAAUUUCGCUUUUCUAGUAAAUAGCGCAGCACACAAGUACGGUAACAAGCCUUAUGACAAAUACAUGACGCCUACACAAAGCGUGACGCUAUCACUGGCCACACUCGGAGAAGGUUACCACAACUACCAUCACGUAUUUCCUUUCGAUUACCGUACUUCCGAAUUCGGCAAUAAUUAUAUCAAUCUCACGACGAAACUCAUAGACUUCAUGGCGUGGAUCGGAUGGGCGUAUGAUCUUAAAUACGCAUCUGCUGAUCUGGUUAUGAAGAGAGCGAAAAGGACAGGGGAUGGAACUGAUCUGUGGGGACGAAAGAAAAAUGGAUUCCAUGUAGAUCAACGGGCGGUCGCUAGCUAA